UUGUAACCGUAGAUUAUUUUUGCGUGUUUUGUGGAGCUGACAGAGUUCUUCUUCUUCUUCGUCCCCAUUUUUUUCCGCCUCUCUCUCUCUAGUCUGUCUCUACCGUUAUGCUUCGGUUUUUUUUCUUUCUUUUCUUGUCAUUCUUUUCUUUUUUUUUUAAUCCUGGGUUAAGUUUAAGACUCGUUUCAUUAGAACAAAGGUUUGUAUAAAGAGCUCUCUGUCUGUAGCGAGAUUAUAAGAUCAUGGAUGUAAGCGAGCUCGAGGAGAAUUUGUUCGCUGCUAGCGAUGCCAAGUUACAUAGAGAUAUGUGCAAGGAACUAUCUGCUGUUUAUUGCAAGGUACUGUCAAUCUUCCCUUCGUUGGAAGAAGCAAGACCUCGGAGUAUAUCAGGGAUUCAAGCCUUGUGUUCUUUACACAUUGCACUUGAGAAAGCAAAGAACAUUCUUCAACACUGUUCUGAGUGUAGCAAACUUUAUUUGGCCAUUACUGGGGAUGCUGUAGUGUUGAAGUUUGAGAAAGCUAAAUCUUCACUUAUCGAUAGUCUUAGACGCGUGGAGGACAUUGUUCCUAGCUCAAUUGGGUCUCAGAUUUUGGACAUUGUUAGUGAACUAGAGCAGACCAAGUUCUUGCUUGAUCCAUCAGAAAAAGAAGUUGGUGAUCGGAUUAUUGCACUAUUGCAACAAGGGAAGAAAUUUGACAACUGCAGUGACAGCUCCGAACUUGAAAUUUUCCUCCAGGCAGCUACUAGACUCAGUAUAACUUCUUCAAGAUCAGCUCUGGCAGAGCGGCGUGCUUUAAAGAAACUCAUUGACAGGGCACGUGCGGAAGAAGACAAGCGUAAGGAGUCUAUUGUGGCUUACCUCUUGCAUCUCAUGAGAAAAUACUCCAAGCUAUUCAGAAGUGAAGUUAUGGAUGAGAAUGACUCUCAGGGUUCACCACCAUGUUCACCCACUGGUCAAGCUUCUAAUGAAGAUCGUACUCAUGCCUUUGGGCGUCAACUAUCCAAGUUUGGUUCUAUUAACUUUAAGACAAUGAACAGUAGGAAAUCAGGACAGAUGCCCAUUCCACCAGAAGAACUGAGGUGUCCCAUAUCGUUGCAGCUUAUGUGUGAUCCUGUCAUUAUUGCUUCUGGGCAGACUUAUGAACGUGUCUGUAUUGAGAAAUGGUUCAGUGAUGGACAUAACUCUUGCCCCAAGACUCAGCAGCACCUCCCACAUCUUUCCCUGACUCCUAAUUACUGCGUUAAAGGUCUGAUUGCGAGCUGGUGUGAGCAGAAUGGGAUCACAGUCCCUACUGGACCACCAGAAUCUCUUGACCUUAACUACUGGAGACUAGCCCUGUCUGACUCUGAAUCUACAAAUUCAACGUCAGUUGAUAGUAUCGAAUCGUGCACACCAAAGGGCGAUAUAAUCGUUCCUUUGGAGGAGCGUAGUGCUAUUGUUUCCCAACAACAACACAAAGAAGAAGUCAAUGUGCCUGUUGUUGGUGAUGAGGAGACUUCUGAUAUUAAUGUUCUAGAGAGGUAUCAGGACAUACUAGCAAUCUUGGACAAAGAGGAGGACUUGGCUAAAAAGUGUAAAGCAGUUGAAAAUGCAAGGCGAUUGCUAAAGGAUGAUGAAGAGGCCAGGAUCCUCAUGGGAGCCAAUGGGUUUGUCGAAGCGUUUUUGCGGUUUCUUGGAUCAGCUGUUCAUGAAAACAAUGCAGCCGCACAAGAAACCGGAGCUAUGGCUCUAUUUAACUUAGCAGUUAACAAUAACAGGAACAAAGAGUUGAUGCUGACUUCAGGGGUCAUUCCCCUGCUUGAGAAAAUGAUAUCUUGUUCCCAGUCUCAAGGGCCAGCAACUGCGUUAUAUUUAAACCUAUCCUGCCUUGAAGGAGCCAAGCCAGUGAUUGGCUCAAGUCAAGCAGUUCCCUUUUUCGUGAACCUUCUUCUUCAAGGUGAAAAAACGGAAACCCAAUGCAAGCUUGACGCUCUUCACGCCCUCUACAACCUUUCAACCUACUCUCGCAAUAUUCCCACUCUCCUUUCAUCAAACUUAAUCAAAAGCCUCCAAGUCCUUGCAUCAACAGGUGACCACUUGUGGAUAGAGAAGUCAUUAGCCGUAUUACUAAAUCUAGCAUCUAGCCGAGAAGGGAAAGAAGAGAUGAUAUCAACACAAGGCAUGAUCAGCACUCUUGCAACGGUGCUAGACACGGGUGACACGGUCGAACAAGAGCAAGCCGUUUCUUGCCUAGUGAUCCUAUGCACGGGAAACGAGUCAUGUAUCCAGAUGGUACUACAAGAAGGAGUGAUCCCGUCUCUAGUGUCCAUCUCAGUGAAUGGAAGUCCACGAGGAAGAGACAAGUCCCAGAAGCUUCUGAUGCUGUUUAGGGAACAAAGGCAACGAGAUCAGCCAUCGCCAAACAGAGACGAAGCUCCCAGGAAAACCGUAUCGGCACCAAUGUCAAUACCAGCGCCAGUUUCGGAUCCCGAGUCAGAAGUAAAACCUUUGACUAAAUCAAUCUCGAGAAGGAAAACAAUGACAAGACCAUUCAGUUUCCUCUGGAAGAAAAGCUACUCGAUCCACCAUUAAGUAUAUAUAUAGAUUGGGUUGUAACAUAUACACCCUACUACUUUAAGUUGAUCUUUUGUUUUUUUUUCAUCUUUUACCUCUUUACAAGUCGUCUUCAUAGAGAAGAGAAAUAUGUACAGGCGACGUUGUGAUCUCACCAUUUUUGUUCACUAUUCCUCUCUCACCAGAGGUAUACAUGUAGGAGAUAGCUUACUACUGAUGUAUGUAUCAGGAGGUACUUUAUAAGUUUUAUAUGAACAUUUUAUACUCCAGUGACAAGAUUA
Camelina sativa (false flax) is the source of this 2836-nucleotide messenger RNA. Its product is annotated as U-box domain-containing protein 6-like. Gene Ontology annotation, biological process: protein ubiquitination. Gene Ontology annotation, molecular function: ubiquitin-protein transferase activity; protein binding. The record is from RefSeq and is a predicted model, not a curated record. Lineage: Eukaryota; Viridiplantae; Streptophyta; Magnoliopsida; Brassicales; Brassicaceae.